UGCAGCACUUGACCAGUUGACCCCAUCUUUGAUGCCCGUAAUUCAUCCCCAAUCUUAUUGAAUUUGGUUACUUUGGUACAUACAAAUUUGCAAGGAGAGUGAAAUGAGAUGGCUUUCUUCUUUAGCCUCUAGAGUCUCACCUGUACUCGGAACCCAACUCAAACCCAACAGGCCUCCGCCGCCAUCUUCUCGCCACAAAGGUACUCACUUUGAGCUUCGAAACAAUCUCAUUUCAGCUAAGAAUCCCGAUCGUCCUGUAAUCGAUCACCUCUACAUUGCUCGAAUACUUUCUAGAAAGGAUUGGUUUAUGUUACUCAACCACGAGUUGAACGCCAGGAGGAUUGUUCUGAAUCCUCAGUGUGUUGUUAGUGUGUUGCAAAACCAAGAAAACCCAUUGAACCCUUUGAAGUUUUCAAUAUGGGUUUCCAAGGUUGAUCCUUUGUUCCUAAAGAAUCGAUCAGUUAGGACUGUGUUAGCCAACAUUCUUUUCAGGAAAGGCCCGGUUCUGUUGUCUGUUGAGUUUCUUAAAGAUGUUAAGAACUCGGGUGUUAAGGUUACUGAAGAGUUGCUUUGCAUUUUGAUUGGUUGUUGGGGGAGGUUGGGUUUGGCAAAUUAUUGUACUGCGGUUUUCGGGCAGAUUUCGUUUCUGGGUCUUAGUAUUAGUACUAGGUUGUACAAUGCUGUGAUGGAUGCGUUAGUCAAGUCCAAUUCACUUGAUUUGGCUUAUUUGAAAUUUCAGCAGAUGCCGGCAGAUAAUUGCCUUCCUGAUAGGUUUACGUACAAUAUUCUUAUUCAUGGAGUUUGCAAGAUCGGUAUUGUGGAUGAAGCUCUGCGUUUAGUCAAGCAAAUGGAAGGCUUGGGGUAUUUGCCUAAUGUUCAUACUUAUACAAAUUUGAUUGAUGGGUUUUGUAAUUCAAAGAGGGUCGACGAAGCCUUCAGCAUUGUGAAGAUAAUGAGGGAGAAGAAUGUGAAUCCUAAUGAAGCUACUGUCAGAUCAUUGGUUCAUGGGGUGUUUCGUUGCACGGACCCUAGUAAGGCUUUUGAGUUGUUAUUGAGUUUUGUUGAAAGGGAGUCUCGUUUGCUUAAGGUAGCUUGUGAUGCCAUACUGUAUUGCCUCUCCGAUAAUCACAUGGCAAGGGAGGUUGCUGUGUUUUUGAAGAAAUCUGGUGUGAAGGGUUAUUUGCCCGACAGUUCAACGUUUAACAUUACAAUGGUUUGUUUGACAAAGGAAUUGGCUCAACCUCGGAAUGAGAUAUAUGAAAUAUUGGAAGAUUUCAUACAGCGAGGUGGAAAACCAGGUUUCGGUACUUAUCUUGUGUUGAUUGAAGCUAUGUACAAGUCUGGAAACAUUGAUGAGGGGAAUCAAAUCUUCGAGCAAAUGAUCAAAGAUGGAGUUUUAUCUAGUGUCUUCUCAUAUAACAUGGUAAUCGAUUGCUUUUGCAAAGCCCAAAUUAUCGACAGGGCAUCACAGGCAUUUGGAGAUAUGCAGCAUAAAGGUAUUCCUCCUAACCUUGUAACAUUCAAUACACUUCUUACUGGAUAUUGCAAGGCUGGAGAGGUAAGCAAGGCACAUGAACUGUUGAUAAAGCUCCUAGAACAUGGUUUCAAACCGGAUAUAUUUACUUUUAGUACAAUAAUUGAUGGACUCUGUCGGGUGCAUCAGAUUGAUGAUGCUUUCGAUUGUUUUGCUGAGAUGGUCCGGUGGGGAAUCACUCCAAAUGUCAUCACAUACAAUAUCUUGUUACGCUCUUUGUGUUUCAUCAGAGAUAUUGCUAGAACAGAAGGACUAAUGAAAAAGAUGCAGUUAUCUGGAAUAAAACCAGAUGCAAGCUCUUUCAGUUAUCUUAUUGAAAGUCUUUGUAAGAUGAACAAGGUUGAGAAAGCAGAGGAACUAUUUCUUGUUAUGUUGAAAUUGGGUUUGAAUCCGGACAAUUAUACAUGUAGUGUUUUUAUCAAGGCACUGUGUGACAUGGGAAAACUUGACGUGGCAAAGGAGAUAUUUCUCUCUAUGGAAGCAUAUGAUUGUUUACCCGAUUCUUCUAUUUGUGAUAUAAUGCUGGAAUCUCUGAUUCAGCAUAACCGUUUUGAUGAGGCCUGUAGAAUCGUGAAAAAAUUUGUCAGGAGGAAAAACUAAAUCUUGUUGGUCAACCCAUGAGUCAAUGCUUCUGCCUAUUAACAUCGGUCCAGAAGUCAGGUCUGGCCUUAAUAUACAAGACAAAAACUAGUUUGUGUGAUGCAUUUUGGAAUCAACUGCGUACUGGAUAUGGGUCUUCUUCAGUUCAAGUUGCUUUGUAUCAGCCUUGGCCCAGAAAUUAGGUGGCCUAUUCUUAGAAAAACGAAAAGCAAAUCAGAUGAGAUUGAUCAGUAGCACAUUUGCGGGAUAAAUAGCAUCCUCAUUAUGUUGCAACAGCUUCAAUUUAUCCUGGUUUCAGUUAUGUUGAAGGGAUUGGUUGGACUAUAGCAUACAUAGGCAGCAUUGAUUCCAGACAAGGAAGUGUGCUGCUAAAUUUUUCUGCUUGAAGUUGGCAAUUUUAUCAUGUCAUGGAGAAUGAUAAAGUUGUGUUGUUGCUCAGUUUGGUCCACAUCGUAAAACAGAAUAAUGAAGUUGAAUCUGAAGAGGCUACCACAGGUGAGGGUUUGGACUAUGUGAAUUUAAGCCGAGGAUAUUUCACUAUGUUCUACUACCUAGGAGCCCAUAGAAUUGCAUAUUUCGGACAGAAUUCGACUUGUAUGAUCUUGAUAUCAGGCAUGGCCCCUUUUACAAGACUGAAUUUGCCAAAAUGAUGGAUAGGAAUUGUUGCACAUGUAUAUAUCUGUUAAAUUUACCCCAGUGAUGUGACCAUUUCAGUCUAUAAAAUAGAAAGUAUGCUAUUCAGUACCUCUUAAUAUUAGGCAGACGCUAUUCUUCAAGUUGUAAGAUAUAAAUGAUGGCCUUUGUAAUUAUGUCUUUUAUAUUUUU
Molecule: messenger RNA, 2959 nt
Organism: Argentina anserina (silverweed cinquefoil)
Lineage: Eukaryota; Viridiplantae; Streptophyta; Magnoliopsida; Rosales; Rosaceae
Product: putative pentatricopeptide repeat-containing protein At3g16890, mitochondrial
Exons: 2
Coding region: 104-2134 (676 amino acids)
Molecular function (GO): protein binding
Source: RefSeq, a predicted model, not a curated record